Molecule: messenger RNA, 1096 nt
Organism: Aedes aegypti (yellow fever mosquito)
Lineage: Eukaryota; Metazoa; Arthropoda; Insecta; Diptera; Culicidae
Gene: bwa
Product: alkaline ceramidase
Biological process (GO): ceramide metabolic process
Cellular component (GO): membrane
Molecular function (GO): hydrolase activity, acting on carbon-nitrogen (but not peptide) bonds, in linear amides
Source: RefSeq, a predicted model, not a curated record
UACGCGCAUUUGAACGACGACCGUCCGGAACAAGCGUGUCAUCGUAGCAUAAUAGCGGCAGACAGCGAUAUGACCUGGGAACAUCUGGAACGUGGCAGUUCACCCGUUGAUUGGUGCGAAGGCAACUAUCUCAUUUCGCCGGAUAUAGCCGAGUUCGUGAACACGGUGAGCAACAUUCUGUUCCUGGUCGGCCCACCGUUUCUAAUCUACCUGUUCAAAGACUAUGGUAAAUUCAUCCAACCGGCCAUCCACAUGAUAUGGAUCCUACUGAUCAUCGUCGGGCUAAGUUCGGCCUACUUCCAUGCCACGCUCAGCCUGCUGGGUCAGCUACUGGACGAGCUGACCAUCCUGUGGGUAUUUAUGGCCACGCUGAGCUUGUUCUGUCCCAGGCGACACUUUCCACGGAUAUUUAAGUAUUCUAGGAAACGAUUCUGUAUCUCUAUGACGGUGUUCUCCCUCACGGCAACAGCUCUGUCCGUGUGCUACCCGGCUAUUAAUGCGUUCGCUCUGAUGUUGUUGGCCAUCCCUGCCACUUAUCUUUUGUACAAAGAACUAAAAAUCGUUGAAGAUAAACGGGUCUACCGGUUGGGCGUUCGCAAUACCACUAUAUUGCUGGUGGCCAUCGUGUGCUGGAUCAACGAUCGGAUGUUUUGCGACGCGUGGUCGCGGAUGAACUUUCCGUACCUGCACGGUUUCUGGCACAUUUUGAUCUUUAUUUCAGCAUACACGGCUUGCGUGCUGUUCGCAUACUUUUUUGUCAGCGACGAAAGGCCCGAAAGUCGACCGCAGCUCAAGUAUUGGCCAUCGAACAAUUUUGAACUGGGCGUACCGUACGUAUCGGUCAGCUGCUACAAGAAACUUAACGAUCACAUUUAGGUGUAGUGUUUACUGAGCGAUCUGUGUUAGCGAAGCGUACUAUUUAGUAGGACAAAAUGAAAUAUUUAUUUUUCAGUAGUGUAAAUAGCAAGUACAAAAGUAGCAAUGAGAAUUGAAGUGAAAAUGGAGAAACUCAUUACUCCCACAAGCAUAUUGUGUCAUAAAGCCAAAAAUGAAGUUUCCAAAAAGUUGAGCACUUGGUUGGAAAACAUCUACAAGG